AUGUAUCAACAACUUCAAAUUUGUGCCGGUAUCCAAUCGGGCCGGAUAAUCUUCUAUUACCGACCAACGCAAAGGAAUAUUUCGGGUAGCGGCAAGGAUUUGGAGAAACUUCAACAUCUAUUCUGCUUCUGUUCUCCUUACGCUUAUUAUGGCAAUGCCCUUUUCAAGACACCCAAUCUACGUCUCGCUGAUCCGAGGUGGCUACAACGAAAACCUACAAUAUUCAAGAUCAGAAAGAAGCACGCGAAAGCUUCUAUUGUGCUACCUGCUAGCUAUCUAGUGGCCGCGAGGAAUACUAACUCUGCAGAAGUUAUCCGCGAAAACCCAGAAAAACCUGCAGCAAGAUCUGCGGCAACCAUUGCGGGAGCAACCCAGAAUACACACUUCAACCAUAUCGUGUUAGCACAUUACUCGACUCUAACUUCUCCAUUGCUUCUUGUAAUGAGUUCACCUCCCUUGAUCUAG
Molecule: messenger RNA, 465 nt
Organism: Botrytis porri
Lineage: Eukaryota; Fungi; Ascomycota; Leotiomycetes; Helotiales; Sclerotiniaceae
Exons: 3
Coding region: 1-465 (154 amino acids)
Source: RefSeq, a predicted model, not a curated record